AUGGAAAGAAGCGAGGAGGAUAAUGGGCUUCCUUUGCGGGGCAAAAGGGGAAGAAGAGAGAAGCUGACAGAUGAUUCGAAACGGGAUUCGUAUGGUUCUGAUCCUGAGCUCAAUGGAAGUCUGAUCUCCGGAGAGAUACAGGUGGACAAGUACGGAUUCACAGGAGGGGCCCAGCAGUCGCCCACAGACGAUCUUAAAGACGUUCCGACUGAGGUGCUCAGGCAGCGGGAGACAAAAUGGCUUGACAUGCUCAACAACUGGGACAAGUGGAUGGCCAAAAAACACAAAAAGGUGAAACUGCGCUGUCAGAAGGGGAUCCCUCCAUCUCUGCGAGGCCGAGCCUGGCUGUACCUCACAGGAGGAAAAGUGAAACGAGAACAAAACCACGGCAAGUUCCAGGAACUGGACAACCAGUCAGGAGAUCCCAAAUGGUUGGAUAUCAUUGAGAGGGACCUGCAUCGACAGUUUCCCUUUCAUGAAAUGUUUGCAGCGAGGGGGGGUCAUGGGCAGCAGGACUUGUUUCGUGUGUUGAAGGCUUAUACUCUAUAUCGUCCUGAAGAGGGCUACUGUCAGGCUCAGGCUCCUGUUGCUGCUGUCCUCCUCAUGCACAUGCCAGCAGAGGAUGCUUUUUGGGGUCUUGUCCAGAUUUGUGAGAAAUAUCUUCCUGGCUACUACAGUGCAGGCCUGGAGGCAAUCCAGUUGGACGGGGAGAUCCUGUACGCUCUCCUGCGGCGGGUGUCUCUUGCAGCCCACAGUCACCUGAAGAAGCACAAGGUUGAACCCAUCCUCUACAUGACCGAGUGGUUCAUGUGCGCCUUCUCUCGCACUUUGCCGUGGACCUCAGUUCUGCGAGUCUGGGACAUGUUCCUCUGUGAAGGGGUGAAGAUCCUCUUUCGAGUAGGCUUGGUUCUCCUGAAAUGCAUGCUGGGAUCCCAGGAGAAGCUGAAGAAAUGUCAAGGUCAAUAUGAAACGAUGGAGCUGCUGCGAGCUAUACCAAUAGAAUACAUGCAAGAAAGCUUCCUGAUGCAGCAGAUUAUAGAGUUACCGGUAUCCGAGAAAGACAUCGAGAAGGAACAUCUAGCUCAGCUGCGGCGCUGGAAGGAGCUUCAUGGAGAUCUUCACUGCAAGUCCCCUCCCAGGUUGCAUGGUGCUAAGGCCAUCAUUACCACUGAGCCGCAUAGCCAAGAGGACCUGAAACAGAUGCCCACCAUCUUAAUAGAUUCUGUGGCAGCAUCUGAGACAGACAUGGAUGUCAAAGAGAGUAGAAAGACCAAAGAGGAGCCACUGGAGGGAUCAGUCACAGCACAAGGGGAACCAGUUAGUCCUCCUCCUGCUCCCAGCAAGCUUUCACCUCACCUCGAUUACGUGAUCGUACAAGGGUCUAAUGAGAGCCUGAGCAGCACAGAACACGACACGUACCUAUAGCGAGCUGGAGGCAGAGCUGACCCUCUCAGCACUUUACAGGAUCCGUCCACAAAUUCUUUACUUAUUUAGCAAUGAUCCAGUCACACUCUAAGAAAAGGUAUUGAAUU
This is a messenger RNA of Thalassophryne amazonica, 1532 nucleotides long. RefSeq names its product TBC1 domain family, member 10Ab (gene tbc1d10ab). The transcript is spliced from 9 exons. Lineage: Eukaryota; Metazoa; Chordata; Actinopteri; Batrachoidiformes; Batrachoididae. Bases 1 to 1425 code for a protein of 474 amino acids. The record is from RefSeq and is a predicted model, not a curated record.